Molecule: messenger RNA, 1792 nt
Organism: Castor canadensis (American beaver)
Lineage: Eukaryota; Metazoa; Chordata; Mammalia; Rodentia; Castoridae
Gene: Ddx28
Product: DEAD-box helicase 28
Molecular function (GO): nucleic acid binding; ATP binding; RNA helicase activity
Source: RefSeq, a predicted model, not a curated record
AUGGCUUUAGUACGGCCCACGCGGCUAUUAUCGCUGGCAGUUCGGUUGCUCCUGGCGCCCCGACGGGACCUGGCGGUCCGCCGUCCGGACGACCCCCUGCCGGUGGUGCGCAUUCCGCGGGCUUUACAGCGGCGGCAGGAACAGCUGCAGAGCCGGCGAAGCGGGGCCCCGCGACCCGUGCUAGUACGACCUGGACCGCUGCUGAUCUCCGCGCGGCGGCCAGAGUUGAACCAGCCGGCGCGUCACACUCUGGGCCGUUGGGAGUGCGCGCCGCUCGCCUCGCGUGGCUGGAAGCACCGGCAGGCACGUCGUGACCAUUUCUCCAUCGAGCGCGCGCAACAUGAGGCACCCGCUCUGUGGAACCUCUCGUGCCGGAGCAGCUUCGCGGACCUAGGUCUGCAGCCCUGUGUGCUGAACGCACUUCAGGAAGCAGCACCCGAAGUCGUUCGGCCCACGACCGUGCAAGAGAGCACCAUCCCCCCACUGCUUCGCGGCCGCCACGUCCUUUGUGCCGCGGAAACCGGCAGUGGCAAGACUCUCGGCUACCUACUACCACUGCUUCAACGACUCGUGGGCCUAUCGGGCCCUAACUCCUGCCGUGUCGCCGCUCCCCGGGGGCUCGUCCUUGUGCCUUCCCGAGAGUUAGCCGAACAGGUGCAAGCUGUGGCUCAGCCAUUGGGCAGCUCCUUGGGCCUGCAGGUGGGGGGCCUCGGGGGAGGCCAUGGCAUGCGUAAGAUCAGGCUGCAACUGUCCAGAGAACCUUCAGCAGAUGUGCUAGUGGCAACUCCAGGGGCUCUGUGGAAGGCCUUGAAAAGUCAACUGAUCAGCCUGGAGAAGCUCUCCUUCAUGGUGUUGGACGAGGCAGACACAUUGCUGGAUGAAAGCUUUCUGGAACUGGUGGACUACAUCUUGGAGAAGAGCUAUAUAGCAGAAGGACCGGCCGACUUAGAGGACCCCUUCAAUCCCAAAGCACAAUUAGUGCUGGUGGGUGCCACAUUUCCUGAAGGUGUAAGCCAAUUGCUGAGUAAAGUCACCAACCCAGACUCUGUCACCACCAUCACCAGCUCCAGGCUUCACUGUAUCAUGCCUCAUGAACAGACAUUUAUGAGGCUGAAGGGAGCAGAGAAGGUGACUGAGUUGAUACAGAUCCUCAAGCAUCAUAACAAAGCUGAUAAGACCAGACCCUUGGGAACUGUCCUGGUAUUCUGCAACAGCUCCAGCACUGUGAACUGGCUGGGAUAUAUUCUAGAUGACCACAGAAUCCAACACCUAAGGCUACAGGGACAAAUGCCAGCCUCAAUGAGGGCAGGUAUCUUCCAAUGCUUCCAGAAGGGCUUCAGAGACAUACUUCUCUGCACAGACAUAGCCUCUCGUGGCCUGGACAGCAUCCAUGUGGAGCUGGUUGUCAACUAUGAUUUCCCCCUCACCCUGCAAGAUUACAUCCACAGAGCAGGGAGGGUGGGCCGUGUGGGGAGCGAGAUGCCAGGCACCGUCAUCAGCUUUGUGACCCAUCCCUGGGAUGUGACCCUGGUUCAGAAGAUUGAGCUAGCAGCUCGUCGAAGGAGAAGUCUUCCAGGACUAGCAUCCUCCGUGCAAGACCCUUUGCCUCAACAAGCCUGAUUUUGGCUGACUUAAAUGUGAUGCUAGAACAGGAAUCUUUCCCAGUGUCCCUGGUGGGUGAGCAUACUCGUUAGAAGGAGGCAUCGGGCUGCCUUGUUGCCUCCCUGAGAGCCUGGUUUGCUGCUUGUGGCUUUGAAAGGUAAGCUGCUGGUCAGCAUUUAGAGGGUAAUCU